Messenger RNA from Rubroshorea leprosula, 4947 nucleotides. Lineage: Eukaryota; Viridiplantae; Streptophyta; Magnoliopsida; Malvales; Dipterocarpaceae. The record is from the annotation of a GenBank genome assembly.
GUGUCUUUAGAUGUGGGUUUUUGGUUAUCUUUUCAAAUUAGUCUCCUUUAUUGAUUCUGAGUUGGUUGCAAAUUUGUUUAUGUUAAGAGGAAUUUGGUUGAAUUGGUUGAAGGAAAUAAAAAUGAGUCUCAAUGUGAAGGGGAUUCGAGUUCUUCUAUGGAGGAUUAUUAGAUUUUUUACGAAUAGUUUCUAUAAAUGUGUGCUGAAACAUCCAGUUGUUUCAGGUGUUUUGUUCGUCUUCUUCCUCCUGUACUUGUUUCUUCCUUCUGUUUUCUUCAUUUUGGUGUUAACUUCCCCUGUUCUAGUUAGCGUUGCAUUUUUCAUUCGUGUUCGAUUGAAUUCCAAAAGGCAAAAUGCUGCGAGGGUUGAGAAGGAAGAUAGUGAAAAAUCAUCUGUUGAUCCCCAUAAUGAUGGGGUAAAAAAAAGUGCUAACCCUUCAUUUCGAAGUCAAAAAAGUGUUCGACGAAAUGUCAGAAAGGAAAACAUAGAAUGUGAUGCUCAAGGUAAUAUUAUUACUUUGACUAAUCCUUUAGAUGAAAUAUUGGGUAGGAACAGUUUGUUCAAGGAAAAGCACACACAAGUUAGGGAGGGGGAAGGAAGUUCUGCUUUGGAAAAUGGAGAGGCUGCCUCAAAUAUUGCAAAUGAAAAUAAUCAAGCAGAUGAAGAUCGUAGCCUACUCUUUGAUUCUGAAGAAUCAAAGUCUAAUCCUAUUUGGCGUGAUGGACUUGAUAAGCAGUCUGAAAAGGUUUCUGGUGGUGAUGAGGCUGAGGUGGAAAGCAUGGAAGAUGCAGAGGAUGAGGAUGAAGAAGAGGUGCAAGAUGAUGGAAAUAAGGCUGUUGAAUGGACAGAGGAUGAUCAGAAGAAUCUCAUGGAUCUUGGGUUUUCCGAGUUAGAAAGAAACAAUAGGUUGGAGAGUUUGAUUGCAAGAAGAAGAGCAAGAAAUUUGUUCAGAAUGGCAGUUGAGAAAAGUCUGGUGGACAUGGAUAGUGCUCAUCCAGAUCAAAUUGCUCCAAUUUUUGUUGCAAGAAGCAGGCCUUUUGAUGAUAAAAAGAAUCCUGAUCAAGGUGGGCUACAUAUGCCCGGUUCUGCCCCUUCAAUCUUGUUACCGGGACGAAGUCCAUUUGAUCUUCCCUACGAUCCAUAUGAGGAAAAACCGAAUCUUACAGGAGACAGCUUUCAGCAAGAAUUCAUGGCUUCCCAUCAGAAGGAUAUCUUCUUUUGCCGCCAUGAGAGCUUUUGUCAUGGACCAUUUUUCCCAUUUGAGCCCAAACAUGAUCUUCAGGAUCCACAGUUAGACCUUUGUUUUAGUACUGAGGAAAAUAUUGUACAAAGCCCUAGGAACUCCACGUUCGGGAGGCAAUUGGAUAAGGGAGAUCAUGAACAUCACAUGUCAUCCAGCAUGGGAAGUGCCACCGAUCUUGUUCAACUUGAAAGCUUAGAUCCUACCCAGGUGAUGAACUCAGAGGAACUGCCUCAUGAAGAACAUAACAUGAAUAAGAAUAGCUUCAUUGAAAUUGAAGGAGAAAAAACAGAAGAUUCUAAUGGGUUUGAGCCAAGUUUAGCUAAUGAACUUGAGGUCCAAACUGAGACUGAUUCCAUAAAAGAUAACAAGUCUUCUUCAUCUUCUUCAUCUGAUGCUAGUGAAAUGAUCUUAAACAAAAAAAAGUUUCCACAAGUGCUUAGUGAUCAUGUGCAGAGAGCCCUCGUCCAGGUAGUCCCUCCUAAGGGUAUAUCUCUGGAUAGACUUCCAUUUGAUCCUAGUCCAACAGCAAAUGACAAGUCAAGACUGGAUAAUUGUUCAUUUUUCAAGGUUUCUUGUCACACCCCUACAUAUUCUGUAGCUUCUGACUUGCAAGUUGAAGUCUCAGAGGGUGGCUCACCUCGACUAAUGGCGCUGACUGAUGGAGCUGCUUCAUUUUGUGAUGAAGAUACAGUCACAUAUGAUGCAGAUGUUGAAAAGGAUAUCACUCCAAAUAGUGAAGAAAAAUUAGGAGAGGAAAAAGGAUCCAUAUCAAGAGAAUUGCACAAGACUAACGAGGAGCACACUUUUGAUGGACUAACAGAUUGGAACAAGAAGCUUGAGGAUUCAAUUGUAUUACCAACACUGUUAGAGCUGGAAGCCAGGCAAAAUGUGAAUGGUACAGUUUCAUUAUCUUCGGAAUCUAGAACAACUGAAAACAGUCAAUCCUUUCCAACGAAUAUCAAUCAUCCAAACAAUGAAGGUGUGGAGCCAACACUCAAAGAAGUUGAGGUAUCCAGAAUGUCCAAUCCCUCAAAUGAAUCAUCUCCUAGAAGUUUAAGAAAUAGAAUAAUUGAAGACUUCGUGGUUCACUCAUCUUCUGAAGUUAAUUUCGAGAAGCCAAAGGAAUUACGUAAACCUCAAGAGAAGUUUGCAGUGGAGGCGAGGAACAGUCAUGAUGUCGAGCCAAUAAUCCAUGUAAAUACCAACACAGUAGAAUCAAAACCAACUGAAAAUAGUGAUGGAACCCAUAUAUUUAUUGAGCAAGAGGCUUCAAGGGAUCUGGAAAGACCAGCUGAAGUUGUGAUUAAUUCUGUACCCGGUGAAUAUAAUCCAAUCAAUUCUGAAUGGUCUUAUGAUCAAGGCAUUAUGGCAUAUGAGAAAAUUAUAGAAGAUAAUAGAAAUUUAGAGUUUACUGGAGAUAGGGGAAAAGAUCUUGAAAAGCUCAAUCAACAUAAUGUUGGUGACAUACCAGAGGCAGUUGAAGGCGAAGAUAUCAUGAAACCAAUUCAGGACAGUAGAGAUGAAAAAGAUGUUCUAGAAAAUAUUAUCCCUACAGAAGAGCAGAGAUUUAAUUGUCCUUCAUCAUCCAUGCAUCCAAGAUUAGAGAUUGAACAAGUUUCUAUUGCUACAGGUUCACUCUCGUCUCCGAGGACCGUAUUACUUCAAGAGACCCCGUUUAUUCCCAAUCCACAGGAUUCUCUAGAGAAUUCAAUAGAUCACUCCUGCAGUAACUCCAAUUCUAGAAACUUGGAGGGGCAAUAUGAUAUGAUGGUGAACUCUACUGAGGAAUCUGACACUAUGAAUCAAAUGAAUGGACCACAUUUUGAUCUCAUAGAAGGUAAAAUGGAUUCUCUAAUCAAAUCAACUGAAGUGAGUCAAAGCAAAAGAGUAGAGAUGAGCAAAGCAGAGGACUUGAGCUGCGUUUACAAGAACCCAAAUGCACCCAUCGAGGAUCGUAUCAAGGACCUUCUUUCUCGAAUGACCUUGAAAGAGAAGAUUGGUCAGAUGACCCAGAUCGACCGUAGCGUUGCUACUCCUUCUGUACUUCGAGAUCUCUCCAUCGGGAGUAUACUCAGUGGUGGAGGCAGUGGACCCUUAAAGAAUGCAAUGUCAGCCGAUUGGGCAGAUAUGAUCGACGGCUUCCAGCAGGCAGCAAUAGAGUCACGGCUUGGGAUACCACUUAUAUAUGGGAUUGAUGCAGUUCAUGGUAACAAUAGCAUCUAUGGUGCCACCAUUUUUCCUCACAAUGUUGGACUUGGAGCCACUAGAGAUGCAGAUUUGGCCCAAAGAAUUGGAGCUGCUACAGCUCUUGAAGUUAAGGCAAGCGGUAUUCACUAUACUUUUGCGCCCUGUGUGGCUGUUUGCAAAGAUCCUAGAUGGGGAAGAUGCUAUGAGAGUUAUAGUGAAGAUACCAACAUUGUCAGAAAGAUGACUUCCAUUGUGACAGGUUUGCAGGGACAGCCACCUGUUGGACACCCAAAGGGCUACCCUUUUGUAGCUGGCAGAAACAAUGUUAUUGCAUGUGCCAAGCAUUUUGUUGGAGAUGGGGGAACUGAUAAGGGUAUAAAUGAAGGGAACACGACAUUGUCCUACGAUGAAUUGGAGAGGAUCCACAUGGCACCUUAUCUGGACUGUUUUUCACAGGGAGUUUCCACAGUUAUGGCAUCUUAUUCUAGUUGGAAUGGAAGAAAACUUCAUGCUGACCAUUUUCUUCUCUCAGAAACUCUGAAAGAUAAACUAGGUUUUAAGGGUUUUCUGAUUUCUGAUUGGGAAGGACUUGACCGACUUAGUGAACCUCGUGGCUCAAACUAUCGUAACUGCAUCUUAGCUGCGGUUAAUGCUGGAAUUGACAUGGUUAUGGUGCCUCAUAGAUAUCAACAAUUUAUGGAGGAUAUGACAUAUCUGGUGGAAUCUGGGGAGAUACAGAUAUCUAGAAUAGAUGAUGCUGUUGAACGAAUACUUAGAGUGAAGUUUGCAGCUGGUAUUUUUGAAUAUCCCUUCUCCAAUAGAUCUCUUCUAGAUACUGUUGGCUGCAAGAAACCCUAGGGGACAAUAAAGAGCUUGUAAUCCCCUUCAAUGGAAAUGACAUUAUAAGUUCAGUUGCUGAAAGAAUGCCAACAGUGGUGAUCGUGAUAUCUGGAAGACCCUUAGUUAUAGAGCCCAGGAUUUUGGAAAAAGUAGAUGCCCUAAUUGCUGCAUGGUUGCCCGGAACUGAAGGCAGGGGGAUCACAGAUGUUGUUUUUGGAGAUUAUGACUUUGAGGGUCGGCUACCAGUGACGUGGUUUAGAAGAGUUGAAGACCUGCCAAUGAACGCUGGAGACAAUUCAUAUGAUCCUCUGUUUCCCCUUGGCUUUGGAUUGACAUGCAAUCCGGAAAAAUCUUUAGAUUAAAAUGAUUUCAUGGCCAAGGCCCCCAAUGUUAUCAACUUGUUGUAAUGAUUGUGGUAGGGCAAUAGCAGGUACGUGAAUAAAUUUCCAGAGUCAUUUGGACUUCUUCUGUAAUGCUGUGUAAUUUAUGUACGUAUUACAUUUUUAUUCCACCACAAUCUCUUGUUCACCAGUUAACCUAGCAGUUUUUGGGGGGCCUUCUCUCUAUUCCCAUUUUUGUUUUGUCUAGCAUAAAACAAUUUGACAGCACUCAUCUUUGUGGGCACCGCAUGUGUGCUGAGGAUACAAUUGAAUCAGCAAAAAAGGGUAAAGAGUUCU